Molecule: messenger RNA, 1265 nt
Organism: Nomia melanderi (Alkali bee)
Lineage: Eukaryota; Metazoa; Arthropoda; Insecta; Hymenoptera; Halictidae
Product: D-amino acid oxidase 2
Biological process (GO): D-amino acid catabolic process
Cellular component (GO): cytoplasm
Molecular function (GO): D-amino-acid oxidase activity; FAD binding
Source: RefSeq, a predicted model, not a curated record
UGCAUGCAAGAGAAAUUAAUUCGGCGAUGCGUCUCGUUAUUUGUCGCGUACUCGCGUUCGCGUUCGGAUCCGGCAAGUUCGUCCGAAUUUUCCCUCCGAGAUGAGAGUAGCGGUGGUGGGCGCCGGGAUAAUCGGUAUGACGAGCGCGCUCGCGGUGAAAACCGCUUUCCCGCGACUCGACGUGCACGUAUUCGCGGCGGAAUUUUCCCCGGAUACCACUGGCGACGGAAGCGCCGGGCUCUGGUGCCCUUACCUCUUCGGCGAAACGCCUCUCGACAAAGUACUAAAAUGGGCUGGGGCCGCGUACCGAUGGAUGGACGAGUGUUGGAGAGCGGGCCUGGCCUCGGAGAUGGGAAUCGCGUUGCUGCCGAUUUAUCGGUUGACCAGCGAUCCUCGCGGAUACUCGGAUUCCACCUGGACCAAGCUGGUGCACGGCGCGCGGAAGCUGACGCCCGAACAAUUGAGGAGACUGAACGACGAGCACGGGUCGAGUUACAGGGAAGGAUGGAUGUUCAUGACGUACACCGCCGAACCGAUUCUCCUGUUGCCCUGGCUCACCGAGAAGUUCGUCGCGGCCGGCGGGGAACUUCGGAAAAGGGAGGUCCACGCGUUUCACGAGCUCGUCGCCGACGGAUACGAUUUGAUCGUCAACUGCAGCGGUCUCGGAGCACGCCUCCUCGCCGCUGAUAGCACGGUUCAGCCCAUCAGGGGUCAAGUGGCUAGAGUGACAGCGUCCGGGAUGAUGCACGCUUACAUCGUGGAGGACGAAGACAUGUACUGCGUAAUACCGAACUUCGAAAAGACGAUUUUGGGCGGGACGCACCAGGAGAACGAUUACGAUUGCACGCCACGCGCCGAGGACUCAAAGUUCAUUUACGACGGUUGCAGUCGAAUGUUGCCCGCACUGAAGGGCAUCGAACCAGGGACGGAGUGGGUCGGCCUCCGACCCGGAAGACUCAGCGUCCGCCUCGAACCCGAGGUCGUCGAGUCUCCUCGAGGAGGGAAAUUCACGGUGAUACACAACUACGGGCACGGCGGAAGCGGUGUAACGCUCAGUUGGGGCUGCGCUAUGGACGUCGUCGCGAUCGUUCGGAAUAUUCUGGGAUUGGAAUUGCCUUUGUCGUCGCAUUUGUAAUCGAACGUGUAAUCGAAUUUGCUCGAGGGAGAAGUAAUAAAGUAGUUGGAGGUGUUCGCAAACGUUUCGGCUUUUCUGGAUAAUUUCACGAUUGCGUUCGCCCCGUGGUCGCGCGAUCGAAGCGUUCGUC